This is a messenger RNA of Chlamydomonas reinhardtii, 2790 nucleotides long. RefSeq lists its product as uncharacterized. The coding region runs from base 484 to 654 and encodes 56 amino acids. The transcript has 4 exons. The record is from RefSeq and is a predicted model, not a curated record. Lineage: Eukaryota; Viridiplantae; Chlorophyta; Chlorophyceae; Chlamydomonadales; Chlamydomonadaceae.
CCGAUGAUCUCAGCGAUGCACAGUAAGUCGCAUCCGCGGGCAAGCUUGUUGGUGGUGCAUUUGGCUCGCUCGCUGGGCUUCAGGGGAACCGUCCGCGCGUAGAUAAUACAGAUCGCCUCGGUCUAUCUAAUGAAUACGAUGAAUCACGCAUAUGCGCCUUGGGGAGAUUGCGCAAUGGGGGGCUAACCGGUCCCGCGCUUCGCAUCCCUUCAGCCGAUCUUGGCGCUUGCAAAAAAGUAAAGGUGCUGGGCGCCCUGGCUAUUCUUCAACAUAAGAGUCAACGCGUUUCGUUCACCCACCCCACAAAGUGCAUCUCCUUUGACCAGCGUUUUCUCACAGCAAACGCUGUCAAAAAUUAAUGGCGCGCCGCUGGGUUGGGCGUCAGGGCGCAAAUAGUCAGUUACACUUGGUCGCAGCCUUGAAAGCGGGCUGGGGCGCACGCCACACCCCAAAAACACGCCAGGAGACACACUUUGGAACAGCAUGUACCGGACUGCGGAGGUUGCUGUUGUGCGAAGGAUCGGUGUGGAGGUGAUUGCGGACUUCUGGUCACGGCUAGCUGCGUUUCUAACGGUGCGCCAGCUGGUGGCUUCCAAGCCGGCUGGUAUGGCUGCUGCUUGCGCAGAGCCUGGGGUGGCGGCAUGGCGCGGCUGACGUGCCCUUGCUGACCCUUACGGUGAAGCAGGCAACCCAGCUUCAACUUGCGCCUGCGUACGACGCGCUCCGCGUGCGUCACUUGGCCUUCAUCCAAGAGGCCUACAGCGGCGCCGCGCCGCCAGCGGAAGCGAUUCAUGCGCUGCGGGCGGCCCUGGCGCGGCUGUGGGCUUUGGUGUGGGAGCCGCGACACAAGGAACCGCUCUGGCGUCUGGCAGUCAAUGGGUUCACGGGCUUUGGGAUGCUUGCGGCGUGGGCCGCAGAUGGACGCGUGGAGAAAUGCCCGUGUGGGACUCAGAUGACUGCUGGCGCUAGGGUUCAUCACUUCUGGGACUGUGUGGUGGCGGAGGCUCUGCGUGAUGUGAUGCGGGAGCAUGCGAAUGUGGACAUCACACGGAACCAGUUGUGGUUAGUACAGGCGCCACCAGGGCUAUCGCAGGCGGUGUGGGACAUCGUGUGCUUGGCUGCUGUGGCGGCCCUGGAAUACGGCCGACAGCGCCUUUACGCUUGCCGUGAUGCUGCAGACCGGACUGCGGAGGUUGCUGUUGUGCGAAGAAUCGGUGUGGAGGUGAUUGCGGACUUCUGGUCACGGCUAGCUGCGUUUGUGAGUCUGCGUCGGCCUCCGCGCCGCUGGGACCUUGUCCCGAACCAGCACCCAUUCCUAGCGUCAGAUGAUGUUGGAGGGGUUAUCUUGGUAGGGCCAACAGCGGACUCGCCACCGGCCUCACCCUAGCUUGUCAGCUUAGGGACUCGCAAGAGGUAGUCUUAUGACGCCGACCCACGGCUUAGGUGAGCAGCGCUAGCGUUUGCGGUGAACCGGGCCUGGGGUUCCUCCCCUCUCCGGAGGCGAGGAGCAUGGGGGUCAUUCGGGGAUCUCUCCUCGGGUGAGCGUGCGUGUCUCGUACGUUUUUGGGGCCCUGGCUUGUCCACGGCUGUCGUCCCACAUGUAACCUCUAUCAGCUAACGACAUCGAUCGCCGUAGUUGUACUGUCAACUACCGUUGUGACAGUGGCCAGUGGCCACAGUGUGAACGUGACGUGGCAUUAGGUGAUAGCCCCCACUAUGGGAACUUGUUUGGGAAGUGGGCGCAAGUUUGGGGCUUCUGGAAUUACUGCUAUUAUGGACGCGGGUGGGGACGACUGGGCGGGCACGAUUGCGCAGAUGACUGUGAUGAUAGACGUGUGUUGAGGGUGCAGAAGAUAUGGUUAUUGACCGCGACCGGGGGCCACUGCUGAUGUAGUAUGAAUUUUUGGACUGAUCAGCGACUCAGGGGGGGAGCCCCCCAGGAACACCCAGGAACACCCCGGUCCGUCCUGGUGUGUCGGUCACCAGAACUGCCCCAAAAGUUUCGUACUGGCUCAAACCGCGCGCUACUGCCAUCGUGUUAAAAUUUGCUGACAUUGAGGAGCCGCUGGGCUGGAGUCUCACAGCCAAGGGCACUUAACUUCAGACCGCAGUGGUAAGUGGAGAUCCUCUUGGUCACUGGGAGGCGUGGGAGCAAGUGGGAGCGUCUGGGCGAGGCGGCGCGUCAUUCCGAGCACGGGGCCGCGGGCUUCAGGGCCUGGCGCGUGUACCGUUCAGAGUGGGACUGCAGGAACAGCGUAAAACCGCAAGUGAGCGCGCGGAGCACCCAGCGCACGAACGUCAAUGGGGGGGGGUCUGUGCGUGUUUGAUGGUAUAGGACGGACGUUCCACUUUGAUGGGUGGGAGGGGACGAAUGGGUGGGCAGGGUGGGGUAGCUACCAGCCGCCACCACCAGCAACAACGCACGCGAGCGCUGCACAGAUCAAAGGCAGCGAACUCUGAAAGCCGGGCAACGGCGACGGUAGACAAAACGAACGACGCGACAAUAAUCUAUACUGGCGUAAGCGAGGGCAGCCCAACGCACCAUAGAAGCAGCCACGCUGGCACAGUGUCUGAGUAUCGUACAGUGAAGGCAUGACAGGGCUGGCAGUGAGUAGGCGAGUGCGGCGGAGGGGCAGGCAUGGGGACCGUCGGGGCGCCCGGCACCGGGGGCCCAAGUAGGGCACACGGCAAUCCGGGAAGUUGAUCCGGGCAAGGCUCUAGGCACGUCGCCUUGGGGGACAAGCACGCAAUAUGCCACGCGCUGAGAGAGCGGGUAGGAAACGGGGUCGA